UUCCUCCCCUUCACUCUUUUCCCCCAUCCUAGGAUCCAAUGAUAGCUGGACAAGUCAGUAAGCCCUUGCUGUCAGUGCGGAGUGAAAUGAACACGGAGUUGAGAGGUGAGGACAAGGCUGCUACUUCAGACAGCGAGCUGAAUGAGCCCCUGCUUGCGCCUGUGGAAUCUAAUGACAGCGAGGACACUCCCAGCAAGCUCUUCGGGGCCAGAGGAAACCCAGCACUAUCAGACCCAGGCACUCCUGACCAACACCAAGGCAGUCAGACCCACCUCCCUUUCCCGGUUGGGCCACAGCCACUUCUGACAGCACAACAGUUAGCCUCCGCGGUCGCUGGCGUGAUGCCGGGAGGCACGCCAGCCCUCAACCAGCCUAUCCUCAUCCCCUUCAACAUGGCCGGACAGCUAGGAGGACAACAAGGACUGGUCCUCACACUGCCUGCUGCAAAUCUCACCAACAUCCAAGGGCUGGUAGCAGCAGCUGCAGCCGGAGGCAUUAUGACUCUGCCAUUGCAAAAUCUACAAGCAAAGUUCCAAGAAAACAAGAAAGAGUUGGUCACCCUGCUGGAAGUCCAGAGGGUUAUUCAUGAAGUCAAUCUGCCAGCUGCAGUGAUCUUCGACCAUCCUCCAGCCUUCCUGCCCAGUCCUUCAGCCUAUCUGCUCUUCUAG
This is a messenger RNA of Suricata suricatta (meerkat), 668 nucleotides long. RefSeq names its product POU domain, class 6, transcription factor 2-like. NCBI's taxonomy places the organism in Eukaryota, Metazoa, Chordata, Mammalia, Carnivora, Herpestidae. The record is from RefSeq and is a predicted model, not a curated record. The transcript is spliced from 5 exons. The coding region runs from base 39 to 668 and encodes 209 amino acids.